AUGGAGUACCUACAUGAAUCAUCAAUGCCUGCAAGUAAAUCCGAACUGCAAGUGUUUUCAAUACCACCAACUCAAACAGCAAUUGAAAGUAGCUAUGAAGUGGAGUAUCGUCCUAGUGCGAGUCUUGAGUCUAAUAACUUUUAUGAAAUCAAUAUUCCAGCGAGUGAAGACUUUACAGAUCUGGCAGCUACCAUGCUUCAUAUUCAUCUUAUUGUUACGUCAAAAGAUAAUAAACCUCUUACAGAAACGAGUAAAAUCAAGGCUGUUCAAAACUUUGGUAAUGCAUUAUUUGAACAAGUUGAUGUUGCAAUUGGAUCAGUCAAUACUGUUCAAGCUAACAAUACAUAUCACUAUCAAGCUUAUUUGGAAGAUCUCUUCUUCAGACAUCCUAAUCAAGUUGACUCAGGGUUUCACGUAUCUGAAGAAAGAUUACAAUCUUCUGUUGAUCUUUACUUUCGGUUACACUCUCCGUUAUGUGAACAGGACAAACUUCUAAUUAAUGGUCUACCAUUGUCAUUCCGAUUCACCAAAAGUCCCGAUGGUUUUGCUCUUAUUAAGACUGAUGCUGCUGAUACCAACAAUUAUAAGAUCAAGUUUGAUCACUUUGCUUUACAUAUCAAGAGAGUUAAAUUAUUCCCUGAAGCUCAGAAGAGUAUCAUUACUGGUCUUGAGAAAAGUCCAGCUAAAUACUUUAUUACAAGAAAUGAUGUCAAGUGUUUCUCUAUUCCUUCUGGUCAAUCAUCAGCCUCUUUUGAAAAUGUUUAUAAUGGUGUAAUACCAAGACGGAUUAUUAUCGGUCUGGUAAAGGAUGCUGCUCAAGAGGAAAGUAUUUACCUCGAUCCAUUUCAAUUCAGACAUUUCAAUGCCAAUUUUGUUUCAUUCACUGUUGACGGUGUGAUGAUACCAUCUAUUCCAUAUACUCCGAAUCACAAGUUAAAACUCUACAUGAGAGAAUUCAUUAAUCUCUACCGAUGUUUCAAUCAAGAUGAAGGUAUCCCUCAACUUAACAUCAAGUAUGAAGAUUACCCUUCCAAUUUUGCAUUGUAUGCUUUUGAUCUAUCUCCUGAUGGAUCAAUCGGAGCUGAGACAGGAACUCUAUCUCUAAUCAAGAGAGGUAAUAUAAGAUUGGACAUUAAGUUUGCUGAAAAGUUAGGAUCAUCAGUUAAAGUGGUUGUGUUUGGACAGUUCGACAAUCUAAUUACAAUUGACAAGGAACGUAACGUUACAUUGGAUUAUUAA
Molecule: messenger RNA, 1239 nt
Organism: Panonychus citri (citrus red mite)
Lineage: Eukaryota; Metazoa; Arthropoda; Arachnida; Trombidiformes; Tetranychidae
Exons: 1
Coding region: 1-1239 (412 amino acids)
Source: RefSeq, a predicted model, not a curated record